Molecule: messenger RNA, 4039 nt
Organism: Bubalus bubalis (water buffalo)
Lineage: Eukaryota; Metazoa; Chordata; Mammalia; Artiodactyla; Bovidae
Product: serine/threonine-protein kinase MARK1-like
Biological process (GO): microtubule cytoskeleton organization; intracellular signal transduction; protein phosphorylation
Cellular component (GO): cytoplasm
Molecular function (GO): ATP binding; protein serine/threonine kinase activity; tau-protein kinase activity
Source: RefSeq, a predicted model, not a curated record
CCCUCUCGUCUUCCUCCGCGUCCUCUGUCCCCGCCGUUCCCCCGCCGCUCCCCCGCCGCGGCCGCUUGUUGCACCGCCCGCGGCCUGCGGGAGCCGCUCUCCGCGGCCCGGCCCCGGCUUCGCGCGAAGCGGCCGCAACCCCUGCCUCUCGCCCCCGGUUCCCGCAGCAAGCCCGGGCCCGGCCCGGCCCGCGAGACCCCGGCCCGACCCCGCAGCCCGCACAAAAUGUCGGCCCGGACGCCAUUGCAGACGGUGAACGAGCGGGACACGGAGAACCAUACAUCUGUGGAUGGAUAUACUGAACCCCAUAUCCAGCCAACCAAAUCAAGUAGCAGACAGAACAUCCCUCGGUGUAGAAACUCCAUUACGUCAGCAACAGACGAACAGCCUCACAUUGGAAAUUACCGUUUACAAAAGGCAAUAGGGAAGGGAAAUUUUGCCAAAGUGAAGAUGGCAAGGCAUGUUCUAACCGGUAGAGAGGUUGCUGUGAAAAUAAUAGACAAAACUCAGCUAAAUCCUACCAGUCUACAAAAGUUGUUUCGAGAAGUACGAAUAAUGAAGAUAUUGAAUCACCCUAACAUACUAAAAUUGUUUGAAGUUAUUGAAACAGAGAAGACUCUCUAUUUAGUCAUGGAAUACGCGAGUGGGGGUGAAGUAUUUGAUUACUUAGUUGCCCAUGGAAGAAUGAAAGAAAAAGAGGCCCGUGCAAAAUUUAGGCAGAUUGUAUCUGCUGUACAUUAUUGUCAUCAAAAGUGUAUUGUUCACCGUGAUCUUAAUAAUGAAUUUACAGUCGGGAACAAGUUGGACACAUUUUGUGGAAGCCCACCUUAUGCCGCUCCUGAGCUGUUCCAAGGGAAGAAGUACAACGGGCCUGAAGUGGAUGUGUGGAGCCUCGGCGUCAUUCUCUACAUGUUAGUCAGUGGCUCCUUGCCUUUUGACGGCCAGAAUUUAAAGGAACUGCGGGAGCGGGUCUUACGAGGGAAGUACCGUAUUCCCUUCUAUAUGUCCACAGACUGUGAAAACCUUUUGAAGAAAUUAUUAGUGCUGAAUCCAAUUAAGAGAGGCAGCUUAGAACAAAUAAUGAAAGAUCGGUGGAUGAAUGUUGGUCAUGAAGAAGAAGAACUAAAGCCAUAUGCUGAGCCUGAACCAGAUUUCAACGACACAAAAAGAAUAGAUAUCAUGAUCACCAUGGGUUUUGUACGAGAUGAGAUAAAUGAUGCCUUAAUAAAUCAGAAAUAUGAUGAAGUCAUGGCUACUUAUACUCUUCUAGGUGGAAAACCACCUGAAUUUGAAGGGGGUGAAUCGUUAUCCAGUGGAAACUUGUGUCAGAGGUCCCGGCCCAGCAGUGACUUAAACAACAGCACCCUGCAGUCCCCUGCUCACCUGAAGGUCCAGCGGAGCAUCUCGGCAAACCAGAAGCAACGACGCUUUAGUGAUCAUGCUGGUCCAUCCAUUCAUCCUGCUGUAUCAUAUACCAAAAGGCCUCAGGCUAACAGAGUGAAAAGUGAACAGAAAGAGGAUUGGGACAAAGAUGUGGCUCGUAAACUUGGCAGCACAACAUUUGGAUCAAAAAGUGAAAUGACUGCAAGCCUUCUUGUAGGGCCAGAAAGAAAAAAGUCUUCAACUAUUCCAAGUAACAAUGUGUAUCCUGGAGGUAGCAUGGCAAGAAGGAAUACGUAUGUCUGUGAAAGAACCACAGAUCGAUACACAGCGUUGCAAAACGGAAAAGACAGCAGCCUUACAGAGAUGUCCGCGAGCAGCAUGUCCUCUGCAGGCUCCGCCGUGGCCUCCGAUGUGCCCUCAGCACGACCCCGCCACCAGAAGUCCAUGUCCGCUUCCUGCCAUCCUAUUAAAGUCACACUGCCAACCAUUAAAGACAGCUCUGAAGCUUACAGGCCCGGCACAACCCAGCACGUGCCCGCUGUGUCGCCAUCUGCUCACAGUAUUAGCGCCUCGACGCCCGACCGCACCUGCUUCCCCUGCGGCAGCUCCAGCCGCAGCACCUUCCACGGGGAGCAGCUGCGCGAGCGCCGCAGCGUCGCCUACAACGGGCCGGCCGCCUCCCUGUCCCACGAGACGGGGGCCUUCGCGCACACCAGGAGGGGCAAGUCCACUGGUAUAAUAAGCAAAAUAACGUCCAAAUUCGUCCGCAGGGAUCCAAGUGAAGGCGAAGCCAGUGCAGAGCCGACACCUCAAGAAGUUCAACAGGGGAACCAAAAGAAAGAAAAGGAGGAGGGUAAAGAUUCCAAGCCACGUUCUCUGCAGUCCACGUGGAGCAUGAAGACCACUAGUUCAAUGGACCCCAAUGACAUGAUGAGAGAAAUCCGCAAAGUGUUAGAUGCAAAUAACUGUGAUUAUGAACAGAAAGAGAAGUUUUUGCUUUUCUGCAUCCAUGGUGAUGCCAGGCAGGAUAGCCUCGUGCAGCGGGAGAUGGAAGUCUGCAAGUUACCAUGACUGUCGCUCAACGGGGUCCUCUUCAAGCGAAUAUCCGGGACGUCUAUUGCCUUUAAAAACAUUGCAUCUAAAAUAGCAAAUGAGCUUAAGCUGUAAAGACACUCGAAUUUACAGGAUCAGGGAACAUACACCCCUAUAUGAGGUACAGUUUUUGAAUGUACUGGUGAUGCCUAAUGUGAUUGGCCUGUGAAUCUCCCCAUGUAGAAUUUGCCCUUAUUGCAAUAAGGUUAUACAUAGUUAUGAACUAUAAAAUUAAAGUCAGUAUAAACUAUAAUAAAUAUCUGUAGCUAAAAAAGUAGGUUCACAUGUACAGGUAAGUAUAUUGUGUAUUUCUGUUCAUCUUCUGUUUAUAGAGUUGUAUAAUGAAACAGAUGAUUGCUUAAAAAAAAAAAAAAAAAAACAGGCAAAAGACCUAAGCAGACACUUCCCAGGAGACAAUGUAUAGAUGGCAAAUCAGCAUAUGGAAAGAUGCUCCACAUCAUAUCUCAUUAGGGAAAUGCAAAUUCAAACAACAGUGACAUACCAUUGCACACCUAGUUGACUGGAGCUGGAGGAUGCACUUCUAAUUUGGGUCACUCAUAUGGCUGAUGGUAGGAGGCCUCAGUUCCUCAUUAUUUGUAACUGAGUUUGCCUGAGUAUCCUCCAGGAUGCUGACAUCACCAAAUGCAGGUGAGGUUCAUGUGAAGCAACAGGGACUCCCAUUGGCUGCUGGUGUCAAUGCAAAAUGGUACAGUCAACUGUGGAAGACAGUUGGCAGUUUAAGAAAUGAAACAUACUCAUUGUAUAGUGCAGUAAUCAUGCUCUUUUAUGUUGGUUAAAAUGAGUUGAAAACAUAUGUGCAUUCUAAAACUUGCACAUAAAGUUAUAGCAGUUUCAUUUAUACUUGCUAAGUAUGGAGGCAAUCUUGAUAUCAUUCAGUAGGUGAAUGGACAAAUAAACUGUGGCAUAUCCAAACAAUGAAUUAUUAUUUACUGCUAAAAUGUAGCCAUGAAAAACAUGGAAGAAGCUUAAAUGUAUAUUAGUAAGUGAAAGAAGCCAAUCUGAAAUGGUUAUGUAACAUAUGAGGCCCAUUGUAUGAUAUUCUGGAAAAGACAAAACCGUGGAGACAGUAAAAAGAUCAGUGGUUGUCAGGGGUUAAUGGGGAGGGACAGGUGAAUCCACAGAGCCCAGAGGAUUCUUAAGGCAGUGAAAUUAUCCUGUGGGAUACUAUGCUGGUGGAUACAUGUUAUUAUACAUUUGUCAAAACCCACAGAGAGUAAAACAGGAAGAGUGAACCCUAAUGUAGACUGAGUUUUGAGUGACAGUGUGUCAAUGUAGGCUCAUCGAUCAUAAUAAAUGAAUUGCUCUGGUGCCAGAUGUUGAUAGCUGGGGAGGCUGUAUGGGUGUGGAGACUGGCAUAUAUGAGAACUCUGUACUUUAGGCUCAAUUUUUCUGUGAAUCUAUAACUGCUCUAAAAAUUUGACUGAAAAUCCAUACACACAUUGAGUGUGUUUAAAAUGAAAAUUACCCUUAACUUAGCAUUUCAAAUAAUAAUGCUGCUGCUGCUGCUGCUAAGUCACUUUAGUCAUGUCCGACUCUGUGCGAC